UUCUAGCCAAUGAGAUUUUAGCCAGUAAAAAACAUCUUCCGGGUAUCUCAUGUGGUUCAAGCAUGGCUCCGGGUGGGAAGAUAAACAGACCCAAAACUGAGUUGGGAAGGAAGUUGUUCAAGAGGCGCAGGGUUUUGGGUAGACAGAAAAGGCAGAAGCAUAUGAUCACUGGAGCCGUAGUGGAUAAAGGGAUCAUUACGAGGAAUCAUCUCAAAAAGAGAAGCUCUAGCGCUAGAGCCAACAUCACACUGUCUGGCAAGAAGAGAAACAAGCUUCUGAAGCAGCUAGCGCAUAUGGACAAGGAGAAAUCCGGCAUGGAUGUGACGUUUGUACAGAAGAAGACGGCCCCAGCACCACCCGCUGCCUCCGUCUCCACAAAGCCCAAGAAAGCAAAGCAGAAGAAGGCUGCUGGAGCGGCAGCUGUAGAGCUGAUGGACAUGGAGUGAUUGUGUUCUGUGGUGACGACUUGGCCUAAAAGACCACACAGAGGGAUUGGCUUGCCGCUGGUGUGCCCAUGGCAGGACUGGAGUUCAUUGUGUGGAAUGUAACUUUUAAAAUGUUGGAAAACAUCUUUGCGGUUUAAUGGAUGGACUACAAACACAGAUCAGUGUGCAAUGUGGAUGUGUCUUUGUGUGACAAAGUAGUUCUGUUCACAGAGAUUAAUAGAAUUUCUUUGUUUCAUGAAUUUCUUUGUUUCCAGAAUUUCUUUAGCAAGUUUUGUAAAGGUUUCAAAUGCUCACCCUGGAUUGUAAUGGAGCCAUUUAUGUUCAAACUGUCAAUUAUGGUGUUAUGUAAAAACAACAUAUGGUAAACUUUUUUUGUCAUUUUGUUAAUUAAAAAUGUUAAUAAAAUAGCAACUAUUUUUCUGUC
Messenger RNA from Sardina pilchardus (European sardine), 870 nucleotides. It is a transcript of the gene c17h11orf98, whose product is annotated as chromosome 17 C11orf98 homolog. The coding region runs from base 63 to 446 and encodes 127 amino acids. Lineage: Eukaryota; Metazoa; Chordata; Actinopteri; Clupeiformes; Clupeidae. The record is from RefSeq and is a predicted model, not a curated record. The transcript is spliced from 4 exons.